Molecule: messenger RNA, 1036 nt
Organism: Corylus avellana
Lineage: Eukaryota; Viridiplantae; Streptophyta; Magnoliopsida; Fagales; Betulaceae
Product: stem 28 kDa glycoprotein
Molecular function (GO): acid phosphatase activity
Source: RefSeq, a predicted model, not a curated record
CACGAUCAUUCAAGUGAUAGUUGUUUACCAAUUAUAACCCUAGCUAGCUAUCACAACCAUGAAACUAGUUGUAUCAUUCUUCCUCCUUGCCACCCUCCUAGCAACAUCCCAGGGAAUUUCGCACCAAAUCCACCUCCUUAAACCGCAUUCCGGCGCCGCCGGCCACCGCAUCCCGGGUGUUUCCUGCCUGAGUUGGCGUCUGGCCGUGGAAACAAACAACAUCCGUGGAUGGGACUUGGUUCCCGAAGCCUGUGAAAACUAUGUUGGACACUACAUGCUCGGCCACCAGUACCGUAAGGAUUGCAAUGCUGUGGCUUAUGCCGCUUACCAAUAUGCGAAGAGCCUCAGCCUCCCCAAGGAUGGCAAGAAUGUUUGGGUUUUUGACAUUGAUGAGACUGCUCUCUCUAAUCUCCCUUAUUAUGCUCAACCUGAAAAUGCAUUUGGGGCAAAGGAGUACAACGAUACAUCCUUCGAAGAAUGGGAAAAGAAAGGCGCAGCACCAGCAGUGCCUGCGGUUCUUUUUCUCUACAAAAAAUUAGUAAAUCUUGGGUUUAAGAUUGUGUUUAUAUCAGGAAAGACUGCAACUUUGAGAGCAAUUACAGAAAAGAACUUGAAAAAUGUCGGUUACCUGACUUGGGAGAAGCUUAUACUCAAGCAAACCUCUGAAUCGGGUACCACAGCAGUAGUGUAUAAAUCAAAGAAAAGAAAGGAGCUCGAAGCUCAAGGUUACAGGAUCCUUGGCAACAUGGGAGAUCAAUGGAGCGAUUUGUUGGGGACACAUGUCGGCAAUCAGACAUUUAAAGUGCCGGAUCCAAUGUACUACAUUAGUUGAACGUUGCGCUUGUGAUCUUUUGAUUGAAUCGGUCGGUCGGGAGCUAAUCAUAUGUAAAUCUUGGAUGGGCUGUAUCAUUUAUGUACCCUUCAAUAAUGAGUGUUUCUGUGAGGAGUCAGUCUUCUUAGUCUUCUGGAUGUCCUUGUUUAAUUAUGCUUUAAUUAUGAAUUUGUUGAAGUUUUAUGGUUGAUCUGAUUUUGCUUU